Messenger RNA from Bactrocera dorsalis (oriental fruit fly), 1088 nucleotides. RefSeq lists its product as uncharacterized. The transcript is spliced from 4 exons. The record is from RefSeq and is a predicted model, not a curated record. NCBI's taxonomy places the organism in Eukaryota, Metazoa, Arthropoda, Insecta, Diptera, Tephritidae. The coding region runs from base 1 to 957 and encodes 318 amino acids.
AUGAUUAGCAAGUCUUUCACAGAUGAUCUGACGGUUGUGGCAGUGGCGGGUACCAAGGAUGAGUCUCUACUCCUUGCAUCCUGCUAUAUGCUACAUGGCUCCGCGGUGCCAACGGCAGAGCUCCAAAGCUGGUCGCUACAUCCAGCAGAAAGAUGUUGGCGUUGGAGGUGGGCGCCGAUGCUAACGCCCAUCAUACGGUUGGGACAACCCCGACAUCAGUCAUCGAGCAAAAAAGAUGUGAUAUUAUUGACCAGUAAAAUGCAAUAUUUGUGGGAAUUUACUUUGAUGACGCUUUUCACAGCUAACUCAUGGACUGGCAAAAGUUUUGGUGUCACUUCUACUUUUCUACAAUUUGAAGAGUUCUAUUCGCAUUCGUUUGUGCCGAACGCUCUGCAAGUUUCAUAUCGUGUGGAAAAUAAUAUCGGCGUCUAUUAUAAUAUCACAGCGCUACAAUCAUUCCCGGGGAAAAUACUUUUCAACACAUUCAUACGAAAAAUCGGCACAAAUGUGGGUGAGAAAUCGGUGAACAUAUUCAAACACAAAAACUUGGACUUUUGCAAAAUCAUGGAAAUGAUGCAUAAUUUCACUAAGGAGGAGUAUAAGAACGAAACGAUACUGCAGAGUACCUUCAUCAAUUCGUGUCCGUUUACACGCGGCUUUUACUAUGUGGAGAACGGUACGGUUAGAAUGGAAACGAUACCGCUAUAUUUUAAUCGUGGCAUCUAUUGGGUACAAGUCGAGCUGGUACAGCUAUUUGGCGAGGUGACUAAAUUAAUAAAUGUGAAAGCGAAAUGUCGCUACGAGCCAGAAGAGUCUGGAAGUGAUUUAAAUAUAUUCUCGAUUUUUACAAAUGCUCACGACUACAAUCUGAAAUCCUUGCAACAGGUAACAUCAAAUGAUAUGGCAAAUUUGUAUGCAUAUUUCAUAAAGAUAAUGAAGAGUCUAAGAAUUUUGUAGAGCCACUUAUAUACAGACAGUGUAAUAUAUGUACAUAUGUAUGUAUAUACAUUUUGAUAAAUGUAAGCAAUGAAGAUCUUCAGUCGUUAGUUGGUUAAAGCAAAGAAAUUGUGGAUAAAAGAGUUUUACGU